This is a messenger RNA of Paramormyrops kingsleyae, 913 nucleotides long. Lineage: Eukaryota; Metazoa; Chordata; Actinopteri; Osteoglossiformes; Mormyridae. The record is from RefSeq and is a predicted model, not a curated record.
CUCUAAGGAGUACAUCACAGUCGGACAGCUGAAGCAGAUCUUUGGGAUGCCGAAGGUCGAUGCCCCCACCAGCCCACUCGCCCCAUCAUUCCAGCACUCUGCUUCCUGUCGCACAGCUUCACCUGGCUUCUCUCCCUCCCUACCAUAUGAGUGUGACUGGGUUAGGUCUGAGAUGCCCUCUCCAGAUUUAGAGUGGUGGUUCCAGGUGCUCAUGGCUGCUGGGGAGGCUGUUCCACCUUGCCCCCCACCUCUCCCACCUUGCCCCCCACCUCUCCCAGCUAAAUCUCUUUUCUCUGCCCGGUCCCUGCAGGUGUAUCAAGGGCAGACAGGGUCUUCAGUGCAAUACAACGCAGCCACUCUGGGACGUAACCGUACAACUAAGAGCCCCCUGGUGGCCUCUAGCAACACUGGCAGCCUUCCACGAAACCUGGCCGUUACCCUGCAAGGUAUCGAGGCCAAGAGGCAGCUGGCCUUACAGCAGAAAGGGCAGCAGGUGAUCGAGGAGCAGCGGCGGCGGCUGGCUGAGCUGAGGGAGCGUGCCGCGCUGGAAGCACAGUGCCAGUGGGAGGCGCUGCGCGGGUCACAGUCCCGGCUUGACGCCCCUCCCCUGCUGCCUGGGCCUGCUGGGAUACAUCACUCUAUCCUGCACCACCGGCGCCCCUCAAUGGGAGAGAGGCCAUACGACACGGUGAGCCUGGAGAGCUCCGACAGCCUGGACACCAGCAUCUCCACUGGUGACAGCUCCUUUCCCCCAGACACUUUCUCCAGUGCCAGCGUGAUGGACACCCUGCGGAUGGAGGAGAUGGAGAGGCUGCUACGAGAGGCCCAGCUCGAGAAGGCCAGGCUCAUUGAGAGCCAGGUAAGGCCUGCUAAGGAAGGCCAGGCUCAUCGAGAGCCAGGUAAGGCCUGACAG